ACGAAUGAGAGCGCUAAAGAGUGGUUGUGGAUAAGUUGCGAUCCGUGGAAAUCGCGUAGUUUUUUUGUGUUCAAUGAGCUAAGUUUUUGCAUUUUUCAACUGAGUUUAUAUAAGUAUUCAAACUUUUUGUGUGCACUGAAAUGCCGUACGCAAAUCAGCCGUCUGUUCAUAUCAGCAAAAUAACUGAUGAGAAUGUCAUAUUCUUCAUCGAAGAUACUGAUUUGAGUGUUGCCAACAGCCUUCGAAGAGUUUUUAUUGCUGAAGUUCCUACAUUAGCCAUUGAUUGGGUUCAGCUUGAAGCAAAUUCAACUGUUCUUCAUGAUGAAUUUGUUGCCCAUAGAUUAGGUCUGAUUCCUCUUACAAGUGAUGAAGUUGUAGAUAAAAUGCAGUAUUCUAGGGAUUGUACAUGCAUUGACUUCUGUCCUGAUUGUUCAAUUGAAUUUACUUUGGAUGUCAAGUGCACUGAAGAACAGACUCGUCAUGUGACUACUGCAGAUAUGAAGUCAAGUGACAUGAGAGUUGUCCCGGUUACUUCAAGACACAGAGAGGAGGACACAAGUGAAUAUUGUGAAAAUGAUGAUAUACUCAUUGUAAAAUUGCGGAAAGGACAAGAGUUAAAAGUUCGUGCUUAUGCUAAAAAAGGCUUUGCAAAAGAACAUGCCAAGUGGAAUCCAACCUGUGGUGUUGCAUUUGAGUAUGAUCCUGACAAUGCUUUUCGGCAUACCACAUAUCCAAGACCAGAAGAAUGGCCGAAAAGUGAAUAUUCGACAAUUGAUGAAGAUAAAGCUGAGGCUGAUUAUAUUCCUGAUGGAAAACCGAAUAAAUUUUAUUUUAAUGUUGAAUCUUGUGGAGCCAUUAGACCAGAGAAUAUUGUCCUCACUGGGCUGCAUGUUUUGAAGAAGAAACUGAGUGAUCUGCAAACACAACUCAGUCAUGAAAUGCAAACUGAUGCUCUGUCUAUUUAAUUUGUGCUGUGAAAAAUGUGGUCAUUUAAAAGAGUGGCUUGAAUACCAAUCAUUAUGUACAUUGUUCCAUUAUUCACUUUUGUUUUUAAUGUGAAUUUUUUUCCCCUUGUAUAAUAAUAUGUCCAAGCAUACCUUACUGUUAUAUUCAGGCUUUACAAAUUUUAAUAAAUUAGUUUUGGAUUAA
Molecule: messenger RNA, 1149 nt
Organism: Stegodyphus dumicola
Lineage: Eukaryota; Metazoa; Arthropoda; Arachnida; Araneae; Eresidae
Gene: Polr2C
Product: RNA polymerase III subunit RpII33
Biological process (GO): transcription by RNA polymerase II
Cellular component (GO): RNA polymerase II, core complex
Molecular function (GO): protein dimerization activity; DNA binding
Source: RefSeq, a predicted model, not a curated record